AUGAGAAAUUUUCGGCAUGUAGGAAGGAUAUGUUUCACAAGAUUUGUUACACUUCCAUGGAAAUCCAAUUUACCGUCAAUUCAAGAUCCGAAUUGGAGGAUAUUAGGUAAGAAUGUCGUUGAUGUCGCACAGAGCUGUGAUACUGGAGAGGCAGCUUUCAAUGAGUGCUGCUUAGCACGUGACCAACUUGAAUCUAUUGUUCAGUCCAUUGGAUACGAUAUGAACGUAUUUAUUUUUGGAGGCCUCGUUACUCUUAAAAUCUUUGAAGUUGGUGGAGAUGUCGAUUUUGUUGGUGUAUCUGAUAUUGAGCCUGGAACUCAAGAAGCUUCUGAAAUUGUUAAACGCGUCGCAAGGGAGUUGCGUCAUUUGGGCCUCAAAGCGUGGUGUCUUCCGAAAGCGCGUGUGCCAGUUGUGAAAGUCGACCGAAUUAGUAAGUGCUUCCCAGGCUCACCAUUUAAUAGUCUUUCUUGCGAUGGUGUGUUUCAGUUUAUUCGUCAACUUAACAAUACUGAAGCGGAGGAAUUUUCAAAUUAUCUGAAAGAAAAUUAUGGUGCCAAGGAGGUGGAGUGGAGCAGUACGUUCAAUUUCGCUACAGCAAGGUUUCCCACCACUUCUUCCUUAAUGUACGCCCUUCCGCAUUUAAAAUCUCAAAAUGAGAAUAUUCUUGCGAGCCUUCCUGUGGACACUCGGAAUGGGCCUGAAAUCUAUCGUUUCCCAUUCGAUUUCUGCCUUUCAUCUACGGGGUUGCGAAACUCAUAUCUCCUUGGUGAAGCCCUUUCCAAGUACCCAUUUUCACGUCACCUCUUGUUGACAUUAAAAAAAUGGGGCCGUGCAUGUGGGACCAUUAACUCAAUUGAUGGUCUUCUAGCAAGCUAUGCAUUAACUGUAAUGUUGGUACACUUUUUGGCACUAGUUGGUAUAAUUCCAAUAGUCUCAACUGAAAAUAAUGCAUGUGGACCUUAUUUGCUAGAAGCCUCACCAAAAUAUCAACCCUUGGCAUAUAGUACAGACGGUGAUAUGGCACAAGUAGGGUUUUUGCUUGCUUCAUUUCUUGAGUACUUUGGCAAAAUUUUCAACUACACACAGAAUGUCGUGUGCACCAGCGAUAUGAAUUUGUCUAAAAAAUCUAUGGGCUGGAAUGAGCUUAGUAACACAAAUGGCAAACCACCGUUUUUUGAGUUUGCUAUAAAGGAUCCAUAUGGAAUAGACAAUAUCGGGCGUAAUUUAGAUCUGGAAUCCACUUUAUUUGUUCAAGAGGCACACGCCUUUGGUCUGGAGUGUUUAUUGGAGAACUUUAAUGAUCCUAACGCUUCACUCCACAUUUUAACCCAAAAACCACCAAUACCGAAGCGCAGCACAUACGUCUCAAGGAAGAAAGGUAUCGAUUCUGACUUCCCUGCAACAAAUCAGUUUGAGGCAAGAAAUGCACUCAGUAAAAUGCGUUUUCACGAACGUAAAAAAACUAUCGAAAAAUUUGGCAUAAAAGCUGCCAAAAAUGCCGAAAAUCAGCAUGCCGCUUCAAGGGUGACAAAGGAUAUUCUUGGAUGGAUUCGAAAUGAUGUGAAUCGCUAA
Molecule: messenger RNA, 1572 nt
Organism: Phytomonas sp. EM1
Lineage: Eukaryota; Euglenozoa; Kinetoplastea; Trypanosomatida; Trypanosomatidae
Source: the annotation of a GenBank genome assembly